Molecule: messenger RNA, 2936 nt
Organism: Bombus pyrosoma
Lineage: Eukaryota; Metazoa; Arthropoda; Insecta; Hymenoptera; Apidae
Gene: eIF3c
Product: eukaryotic translation initiation factor 3 subunit C
Exons: 12
Coding region: 138-2816 (892 amino acids)
Biological process (GO): translational initiation
Cellular component (GO): eukaryotic translation initiation factor 3 complex
Molecular function (GO): translation initiation factor activity; RNA binding; translation initiation factor binding
Source: RefSeq, a predicted model, not a curated record
ACCAAUUUUUGGAACACUUUUCAUCACAGCAAUUUUAUGAUGUAUCAGCCUUUAAUGGCGUUGUCAUUCUAACCUGUAGCAGUUUAACCAUUUGAAGGGAAAAAAACGAUCAAUUUUGUAAUACUAUUUUUCUAAACAUGAGUCGUUUCUUUGCUACUGGAUCAGAUUCUGAAUCUGAUAGUGCUUCCGAGGAGGAGCAGGUUCAACGAGCACCAACUACAGCUUUCACGUUCAGUGAUGAAGAAGAAGAAACUAAGAGGGUUGUACGAUCAACUAAAGAGAAAAGAUACGAAGAGAUUGCAAAUCUCAUCAAGCUCAUAAGAAAUUAUAAAAAGAUCAAAGAUAUGAGCAGCAUGUUGUCCAGUUUCGAGGAUUUAAUGCGUGCUUAUCAAAAAGCUCUGCCUGUAAUAGCAAAGGAAGAAGGAGGUCAAACACCACGUUUUUACAUCAGAUGUUUAGUAGAAAUGGAAGAUUUCAUCAAUGAAGUAUGGGAAGAUCGCGAGGGUCGUAAAAAUAUGUCAAAAAACAAUUCAAAAUCAUUGACUUCAUUGCGUCAGAAACUUCGUAAAUAUAAUAAAGAUUUUGAAGAAGAUAUAGCAAAAUUCAGAGAAAAUCCAGAUCAAGAUGACGAUGAGGAGGAAGAAAAACCUGAGGAAGUUAUAGAAUCUGAGGAAGAGGAGGACAAUGCAGUUCCUUUCAAAAAGGCUGGGUCAGAAGCAAGUGAACCAGAUACUUCUAAAUUUAAGAAAAGCUUGGCUGAUGGAGAAGAAGGUAGUGAAAGUGAAUCUGACUGGGGUAGUUCUUCAGAUAGCGAGAGUACAAGUAGUGAGGAUGAAGGUCAAUAUCAAAAUAUACGUGAACGGUUUAUCAAAAAAGUGACAGAUAAAGAGGAAGAGGAAGACAAGACAAAACGAAAGGAACAGCGAAAGGAACGUAAAGAAAAGGAACGAAAAAAGAAGAAAGAUGAAGACGACGAAGAAGGUGAAUGGGAAACUGUCAAAGGCGGUGUAGCCAUUCCAUCCGAAAAGCCGAAAAUGUUUGCGAAGGAUGCAGAAAUUAAUGUGGCUGCUGUCUUGAAGAAACUUUCUGAGAUCAUCGCGGCUCGUGGUAAAAAACGUACCGAUCGAAGGGAACAAAUUGAACUUUUACACGAACUGCAAUCCAUAGCCGAUACUCAUAAUCUUGGACCAGCAGUAGCUGUAAAAAUUAAAUUUUCUAUCGUGUCCUCUAUUUUCGAUUACAACCCAAAAGUAUCAGAUGCAAUGAAACCUGAAUAUUGGUCAAAAAUACUAGAACGUAUCAUAGAAAUGCUCGAUAUGCUUUUGAACACAAAAGAUAUGGUUAUCGCUGAAGUGGUAUCUGAGGAUGCAGAAGAGUACGAAACUUCUCCUUAUAAAAUACAUGGAUGUGUGCUAACGUUAGUAGAACGUUUAGAUGAAGAAUUUACUAAGUUAUUAAAGGAAUGCGAUCCACACAGUAAUGAAUAUGUAGAAAGGUUGAAAGAUGAGAAACAAGUGUCCAUGAUAAUAGAUAAAGUUCAAGAAUAUUUAGAAAGGCAAGGCACAGUUUCUGAACUUUGCCGCGUAUACCUACGUAAAAUUGAACAUCUAUAUUAUAAAUUUGAUCCAAAUGUUCUUAAACAAAAAGAAGGAGAACUUGGUCUAGACGUUGCAACAUCUGUCCAAGUUAUGGAGAAGCUUUGUAAAUACGUUUAUGCUCAUGACGGGACAGACAGACUUAGAACUCGUGCGAUUCUUUCUCAUGUUUAUCAUCAUGCUCUUCACGAUAACUGGUUUCAAGCACGUGAUCUUAUUCUGAUGUCCCAUUUACAAGAAACCAUUCAGCAUUCCGAUCCAGCUACACAAAUUUUAUACAACAGAACUAUUGCUCAUCUGGGUUUAUGUGCAUUCCGUCACGCGAAUAUUAAAGACGCACACAAUUGUUUAGUUGAUUUAAUGGUGACUGGUAAAGUAAAGGAACUCUUGGCACAAGGUCUUCUUCCUCAAAGACAACAUGAACGCAGCAAAGAACAAGAAAAAAUCGAAAAACAAAGGCAAAUGCCAUUCCAUAUGCAUAUCAAUUUGGAACUCCUUGAGUGUGUUUAUUUAGUUUCUGCCAUGCUUAUUGAAAUUCCGUACAUGGCUGCACAUGAAUUUGAUGCGAGGAGAAGAAUGAUUUCCAAGACAUUUUAUCAACAGUUGAGAUCAAGUGAACGUCAGUCUUUGGUUGGACCUCCAGAAUCUAUGAGAGAACACGUUGUCGCAGCGGCAAAAGCGAUGCGCAAUGGAAAUUGGUUGGCUUGCAAUAAUUUUAUAAUUAACGAAAAAAUGAAUGCUAAAGUUUGGGACCUCUUUUACCAAGCGGACAAAGUUCGUGACAUGCUCACAAGAUUAAUUAAAGAAGAGGCUUUAAGAACGUACUUGUUCACGUAUUCUCACGUAUAUGAUUCGAUUUCUAUGCCAAAAUUGGCAGAGAUGUUUCAACUGAAGCGACCUGUUGUUCAUUCCAUCAUUAGUAAAAUGAUUAUCAACGAGGAACUUAUGGCAUCUUUGGAUGAUCCAACAGAAACGGUUGUAAUGCAUCGUAGCGAACCAAGUCGUUUACAAUCUCUAGCAUUGCAGCUUACCGAUAAAGUAAACAACUUUGUGGAUUCUAAUGAACGUAUUUUCGAAAUGAAACAAGGAAACUUCUUUUCAAGAGGAAAUCAAGGAAACUUCCGUGAUAGGCAAAAUUACAAUCGACAGGGACAAGAUUGGGGCCGUCAGAGACGGGACCGUGAUCGGGAUCGUAAUCGAGAAGAAAAUCGAAAUUAUUAAAAAUCAGGGAACAUUGAAUAUUGUUUAUGUGGGUGUUUAACAGUGGAUUAUCAUUGUACCGUGUAUACACACUCAUGUAAAUAAUGUUGAAAAUAACAGUAUAUAAAUAAUUAAUCACUA